UUUUUCUCCAAUCAUCCAAGUAGCUUCUUUAAUUCGUACCUGAACUGACUCUAUAAGUCAAGUUGCCUUUCUUUGAUACUUUUGGAUAUUCCUUACUACAUUUAUCAAUGUGUUUUCAUUGUUUUACAAGUGUUUUGCUCCUAUUCAACAAUAAAGGUUAUCUUUGUUGUAAACCUUUACACCGGGGUGUAAUAUAGCCUACUAAAUGUUGCGUUUUUCUCCAAAAUAUAUGACUUAUAUGUGUCAAAAUAUAAGAAAAGCCUGUAGUUUCACUAUAUAUUAAUUGUAAGACUGAUACUCUAGAAAAAAAAACAAGUAAGCUGCUCGUUUCUAUGAGAUUUCUCAAGGUCUGGGUAAGAUAAGAGGACGUAGCCUGCGUGUUUUAGAUAGCAGCUUCUCCAAAUAAAAGUCCGCACGGCAUCGUUCUUGUUCUUUCGAGGUCCUGGACGUGUAAAAGUUGGUCGGAGGCAUCCUCCCCCCUCAGAGUGUGUUGCAGCUUUAAACAGUCCACAAUGCCUUGCGGUGUCCCAGUUCCAAUGCGAUGUAUUUACCAGCAGGAGUAAUGAAACGGGGGAGAGGGGCAUUUUCCGCAGCUUAUUGGUGAGACCGCAAAACGACUUAUGCCCAGGGAGGACCGAGGCAAACUUUGGGAGAACGAAUCGAAACGUCUUGUUUCUUCCUUUCCUUCUUUCUUUUUUUUUUAAUCGGGUUCGGGUAGCCCUUCUUGUUCUGUUUUCCAAAACGUGACUUUGUCGCAGUUCGUUGGGAAGUGAUUUACUGAGCAUCGGUGGAGGAGGAGGAGAAUUUUUUUGCGGAAUUCACGCCUUGUACCUGUGUUUUGCUCCACGAACUUCACCUCGGAUAGAGAGAGAGCACCGAGUUGAAUCCCGUUGGCUCCUCAAAGUUAAUUAACCGGAGAGGCUUCAGCUGCCCCGCGCCACCGCAGCCUUCAAUAAUGUUGGGGCCAGCACAGCACAUCCGGCUUCCUCGCUUCUGACCCAACAUGGAGCUCAAGGUCUGGGUGGAUGGACUCCAGAGGGUUGUCUGCGGGGUCACUGAGGCAACCACCUGCCAGGAAGUGGUGAUUGCUCUGGCCCAGGCCAUAGGCCGCACUGGGAGAUACACUCUAGUAGAAAAGUGGAGGGACACCGAGCGUCACCUAGCCCCUCACGAGAGCCCUGUGGCUUCCCUGAACACCUGGGGUCAGUAUGCUGGCGAUGUCCAGCUGAUCCUGCAUCGCACAGGCCCCUCGCUAACCGAACGACCGCCCUCAGAAGGGCCGCCGCUCAGGGGGCCUGAAAGGGGCCUGCACCGGCAGAGCCUCCCGCCUCUCGCGAAGCUCCGUCAUCCCAACGACCGCUCCCUCCGCAGACGCGAACCUCGCCGCAAGUCCCUCACGUUCACCGGCGCGCCCAGAGGCCUCAGGGAGAUACUGGGCGGAGGCCGCGUCGGUGAGGCCGAAGCCAAGAGAAGACUUCUUCUGGGAAACGGGGGGAACCAUCACCAUGCGGGGCCGGCCAUGGGGACCGCAUCCCCUGGCCUGUGGGCCUGUCGCAUGGAAGAACUGGUCCGACUUGUCGGCCUACAGAGGGAGACUCUCGGCGUGCUGGAGAAGAAGCUGGAGGCCUACGAGGCCGAGCUAAAAGUCUGGGCCGAGGGGCGGGGCUUGCGGGGCGGGGGGUGCAUCGGAGACCCAGGCGGAGGUGUGGGGCUGGUAGAGGAGAUACUGAGGCUGGAGAAGCACCUGAGGAAGAACGAGGUGGAGAUGGAGGAGGAGGAGUUUUGGGCCACCGAGCUGCAGAUUGAGUUAGAGAGCGAGAGGCAGCUGGAGGAGAGGCUGCAGGAGCUUCGUGGGCGUCUGCAAGGGUGCGAAAUGGAAAUUGAAGAAAAGUUGGCAAUGGGUGUAGAGGCAGGUCUUGAAGAGGAGAAGCUGCAGAGGGAGCGACAGGAGAACCAGUGGGUCAGCGAGGCCGAGGCUCGGACGCAGGUCCUCAGGUUCAAAGCGGAACUGAAAGCCCAAGAGAGACAAGCUGUCCAGCUAGAGAGCAGUUGCAGAGCUGUGGACAGAUCACUUGGACAAAGCAGCAAGAAACUGCAGGACAUGCACCAUGAGCUGGAGCAGCUGACUAAGGAGCUGAGGCAGGUUAAUCUGCAGCAGUUCAUCAAGCAGACCGGUACCAAGGUCACAGUACUGCCGGCUGAACCCACCGAGGAUGAAGCUACCUACAGCACUCAUGGUAUAGAUUUGGUCCCCCUGACCGGCUCGCUGAAGCGCCCGGUGUCGUCCCACGCGAUGUCCAGUCAUCUGCGGGUCCUGCAGAGCCCGCUCACUUCUGGCCUCAACCCAGAGGGCAUCUAUGUGUGAGGCAUCUCUACUUGGAGGGAACGCGUUUUGUACCCCCUUCAAGGGCCUAGUGUUUCACACCAGAACUGAUUUGUAAGUGGAUAUCUUAGUACAGGAAGGAUGCCCCCCACCCCCACCCCCACCCGUAGCACACUACUAUGCACUGUUUUACUCGAUUACCUGAAGGCGACCUUUAGUGUGAAUGCAUAAUCUUUAAAUGGAAGUCACGGAGCACUUGAUGGGAAUGAAAGAUGGCGUGAAAAUGUAACACAGCAACAGCGCCAAGGUGGUUCCCAGUCUCUGAAAAAUGUUACUUUUGAUCAGGCAGGUAUGGACUUCUUUCAUAAACAUAUCCACUUGAUGUCUGUUACUCUCACUUUAUUACCUACUGAAUGAUUUCUAUUGUUUCCUCCCUAGCAUUGUGAUUUGAAACUAUUGCCUUUGGAACAGUAUUGUCGAGAAUCUUGUCAUGUGAAUCAUGGAGCCGUAUCUCUAAAAAUCAUUCGUAGUUCCUCUAGCGUAGCGACCGGCUCUCGUGUAAGUGAAGGAUCCACUCCUGUGUCUAUAGUGAAACCGUGAAGAAUCUUUAUCGUUUUGCAUAUCAGAAUCUAUUCCCGCGCUUUGUUUGUCGAAGGUAAAUCUAUGCACAAAUGGUAAAUGGUUUUGUUACUGAAGAAUGUUUCCGUCUGUUCGUACCAAAACGAUCGCUUACUGUAAAUACGUUUUCUUACAUUUCAGCUUUAUUUAGCGAAUUAUUAUAUUUUAUUACGAAACAGUGCAUUUGCAGUUACAAAAAAAAAAAUGCAGUCCUUCAUUCCCGCAGUGAUAUCUGCAAACAGUGUUGAUCAUCCUCUUAAGCUGAUUUAUUUUUUGUCAUCAAAUGACUACAAAAUGUAAUCUUUUUUUUUUUUAUGUUUUUUUUUUUUUUGUUGUUGUUGUUGUUGUUUGCCAAAUGUAUUAAGCUUGUUUUCUUAAGGAUCAGGUGGCCAAAGAUUAGCAGGUCUUGUUGCAUGAUUGUCUAUAUGUGAAUGUGCAGAGCAACCACAGUCCAGUUAGUUCAGUCUAAAAAUGGUGGCAUGUAAUAAUAGAAUGGAUAGUUCCAGCUACAGCACGUGUUCGUGUGAAUGAGUCAUUGGAUCAAAUUGUGUUUGUCUACAUGUGUGCACAUGAAUAGCCAAGAUAGAAAGCUCCUAUUAGGCUGUCGAUCAAUUAUUUGUGUGUGUGUUUGUAAUUAAAAAGGUGUGUGUGUGUGUGUGUGUGUGUGUGUGCGUGCGCAGAGACAGACUAGCCAAGGUAUGAAGCCUCUCUUAGGUUGUAGUUGAGCUGCUAAUCACAUCGAAGUGCCUUAUAUUCAUUCCACAGUUGGUGUAUUCAAGUGUACAGUGAAGCUUUAGUGGUGACCGUGAAGGACCGAUUGUAGAUCAAAUGUUGGCGUGGAAGCGAGGGAAACGGCAGUAGCGUGGCAAUAAAGAGGAAAUUAUAAUUACUGUCUGCGAUUUGAAUUCGAUGAAAAGAACAUCAUUGGUUCCACUUUGCUGCUGUGCCGUUGUCACCAUGAUGAUAUGUGCUGUAAAAUGUAUUAGCAUAAGUUUUUUUUUUUUUUGAGUUUUUUUUUUUGUCAUGCAACACGUGUAUACUGUAGUUUGGAUCAGUACUGUCACAUAGUUAUGGUCACUGUUUACAACUGCGUAUCUUCUAGAAAACCGCAAGAUGUCGACUGUACAUAACCCGUUUUUUCUAAUUAUUUUUUUUUCUUGCCUUAAUAUACUGCAAAGUGUUGACACAUGUAUGGCUGUAACAGGCUGCAGAUAUGACGUGGAUUGCAUGGUUCAAUAAACCAUCUGACAAAAGUA
Mugil cephalus (flathead mullet) is the source of this 4197-nucleotide messenger RNA. RefSeq names its product ras association domain-containing protein 8 (gene rassf8a). The transcript is spliced from 6 exons. Bases 1004 to 2365 code for a protein of 453 amino acids. Lineage: Eukaryota; Metazoa; Chordata; Actinopteri; Mugiliformes; Mugilidae. Gene Ontology annotation, biological process: signal transduction. The record is from RefSeq and is a predicted model, not a curated record.